AUGUAUUUUAUUAAUUUAUUUAAUUUCAAUUUUUGUAUUUUUUUGUAUUUUUUCCCUUUUAUUUUUCAGCCCGAUGGAAGUCUUGAACGUUUAGUGAAGGAGUCAGAAAUGCUCUCACAAUCAUUUGGACAUUUAUUUGACCUUAUUCUGGUCAAUAAUGAUAUUGAUGAAACUAUUAGACAGUUGGAAAGGGUUGUAGAAAAAUUAUCGGCUACACCACAAUGGGUACCUAUAUCUUGGGUUUAUUAA
Molecule: messenger RNA, 249 nt
Organism: Meloidogyne enterolobii
Lineage: Eukaryota; Metazoa; Nematoda; Chromadorea; Rhabditida; Meloidogynidae
Source: the annotation of a GenBank genome assembly